CUCCCCGACAUCAUAUUAUUGCUUAAAGUAUCAAUCGAGGCCAAAAACGUCGACAUUCUACGCUAUCUCCUCGAUACCUUCAAGCCAGACAGCGAAGAAUACCUCUUCCGAUAUGCGGUCAUAGAAUCCCUAAACUAUGACCGAACCGAGGAGUUCAAGGUGCUGAGCGAAUACAACCCAAAAGUCUUAACGCGGGACAUAAGCCAUACAGGAAAUGCUCUUGCCCAUGCAGUCUUGGUAAAUAAUAUUCCAUUGGCAUCUUUUCUGCUUACUCAUGGCAAUGAUCCGAACGAGUGCCGGUUUAUGAGCAAACCUCCAAUUGCAUCUGCGACAUAUCUCAGGUACCACGCGAUGAUAAAAUUGCUCAUUCAGCAUGGAGCUGGAAUAGAUGGCACGCAUGCGCUGUUUAUGGCUGUGGAAAGUGGUUGUGUGGACACGCUUCGCCUUUUG
Messenger RNA from Aspergillus glaucus CBS 516.65, 450 nucleotides. RefSeq lists its product as uncharacterized. The record is from RefSeq and is a predicted model, not a curated record. The transcript has a single exon. The annotation marks the transcript as partial. Gene Ontology annotation, molecular function: protein binding. NCBI's taxonomy places the organism in Eukaryota, Fungi, Ascomycota, Eurotiomycetes, Eurotiales, Aspergillaceae.